CAAUUGAAACCCUACUACCUCUUAUUUCGUUCCCUGUCUCUCUCUGUCUCUCUCUCGCUCUCUCUGUUCCGUGGUCGGCUCGCUCCGGCGGCUUCUUUACGUUGAUUACUCGUGUGAAAGGUGAUUAACAAGCUCUUUUCGCAAACUUAUCAACGAAGCAAUGACGCUGUCGGACGAGGAAAUCAAUAGGCUUUUCAGGAUUCGAAGAACAGUGAUGCAAAUGCUGAAGGACCGGGGAUAUUUUGUUGGGGACUUUGAGAUUGACAUGACCAAAGAGCAGUUCAGGAAUAAGUACGGUGAGAGCAUGAAAAGGGAAGACCUUGUUAUCAAUAAAGCCAAGCGAAACGAUAGCUCUGAUCAGAUCUAUGUUUUCUUUCCUGAGGAACCAAAGGUUGGUGUUAAGACAAUGAAGACUUACUCCCAACGAAUGAAGUCAGAGAAUGUUUUCAGAGCAAUCUUGGUCGUUCAGCAUAAUUUAACUCCUUUUGCUCGGAGCUCCAUAAAUGAGAUUUCUACAAAAUUCCAAUUGGAGGUUUUCCAGGAGGCAGAAUUGUUGAUAAACAUUAAAGAGCAUGUUCUUGUCCCUGAGCAUCAGGUACUUACAAUUGAGGAGAAGAAAACUUUGCUGGAAAGGUACACCGUGAAAGAAACUCAGCUGCCUCGUAUUCAAGUGACUGAUCCAGUCGCGAGAUAUUAUGGGCUGAAGCGUGGACAAGUCGUGAAGAUAAUCCGGCCAAGCGAGACUGCAGGCCGAUAUGUCACUUACCGUUAUGUUGUAUAAGUACUUCUUACAUCUUAGUAACUUGCCGAGAAAAGUGUUGUAACCGGACCUGAGUGGAAAGUGUUCAUUGCCUAUGUCAAAAUGGCCAAAGAACCAAACUCAACGACUUUGUAAUGAAAAUUUAAAGACGAACCCUGUUUUGACCUUAUUUAUGGGUAUUUCUGAUCAGUUGUGCA
This is a messenger RNA of Corylus avellana, 957 nucleotides long. RefSeq names its product DNA-directed RNA polymerases II and IV subunit 5A. Gene Ontology annotation, cellular component: RNA polymerase II, core complex; RNA polymerase I complex; RNA polymerase III complex. Lineage: Eukaryota; Viridiplantae; Streptophyta; Magnoliopsida; Fagales; Betulaceae. The record is from RefSeq and is a predicted model, not a curated record. Gene Ontology annotation, biological process: transcription elongation by RNA polymerase I; transcription by RNA polymerase II; tRNA transcription by RNA polymerase III. Gene Ontology annotation, molecular function: DNA binding.